AGUCUUACUUCAGACUGUAAGAAUCACCACAUCCACACUCUGGUGGACUAAAGGGGCAAACAGUUCUAGUUCAUGGACCAUUCACUGAAAAUGCUUUGUUGCAAGCUUCCUGCUAUUUGAAUCAUGGGGCUGUUAGUUUGCAUACCUUAGUCUUAGCCCUACCCACUUCUCUGCACAAGCUACCAGCCUGCAGCUGCUAUGAGAUAAAGUGCAUGUUAAUACUUGAAAAAGUUGUCAGAUCUGCUUUUGAGCGCACACAGAAUACCUUGGAGUGGUGUGGUGCUCUUAUGUAUACUGCUCCUACUCACUCUCCCCUUCAGAUGUUUUGCUGAAGCACCAUAAAACCCUUUGGGAAAAAUAGUGGUGCUGACCCUUUUGCAUAGCAAUAUCCUGCUGUCAAGGUGGGAGUGCUGAUGUAGAGAAGUAAAUGUACAUUGGAGCCCUUAAAACUCCAGCUCCUGAAAAACAGCAAAGUAAAAUGUUGGUCAAGAAGAAGCAAAAAUUGGACCUUCCCCAGAAACUUCAGCUUUUGGCCACUCAUGAUUCAGGAGGACCGUCAGAUCGCUCAGAGGAUGUGAUGGAGCUCCUAGAGGAAGAUCUGACCUGUCCCAUUUGCUGUAGCUUGUUUGAUGAUCCUCGGGUUCUGCCCUGUUCACACAACUUCUGCAAGAAGUGUUUGGAAGGGAUAUUGGAGGGGAACGUCCGGAAUGUGCUUUGGAGACCAUCCCCUUUCAAGUGCCCUACCUGUCGGAAGGAGACAUCUGUCACAGGAGUCAACAGUUUGCAAGUCAACUAUUCCCUAAAAGGCAUUGUGGAGAAGUAUAACAAAAUCAAGGUAACUCCUAAAAUGCCUGUAUGCAAGGUGCACAGUGGGCAACCCCUCAACAUUUUUUGCCGGACAGACAUGCAGCUGAUUUGUGGGGUCUGUGCUACUCGAGGUGAUCACAUAAAGCAUGUGUUUUGCUCUAUUGAAGAAGCCUAUUCUCAGGAGAAGCGUGCAUUUGAAACCCUGUUUCAGGGCUUUGAAACAUGGCGUUGUGGAGAUGCACUUUCCCGGCUGGACACUUUAGAAACAAGCAAGAGGAAAGCUCUGCAAAUGCUGACAAGGGAUUCGGACAGAGUGAAAGAGUUUUUUGAGAAGCUGCAGCACACGCUGGAGCAGAAAAGAAAUGAGAUUCUGUCUGAUUUUGAGACCAUGAAGCUUGCUGUGAUGCAGGCCUACGACCCAGAAAUCAAUAAACUGAACACCAUUCUGCAAGAACAACGAAUGGUUUUUAACAUUGCAGAGGCCUUUAAGGAUGUAUCUGAACCUAUUAUAUUUUUGCAGCAGAUGCAGGAGUUUAGGGAGAAAAUUAAAAUGAUUAAAGAAACCCCUCUGCCUUGUUCUAAUGUACACAUCAGCCAUACCAUGAAGGCCUUUGAUACCAGCCAGUGGAAUGGUGUGAAACUAGAAGAUGUGGACAAACUUUCUUUGCCUCAGGAAAACAGCAUGCUUAAUUUCAAGAUUCAUUCUGUGUUUUCACGUAAACUUAUAGUAUCUUUCCUGAUUUUCUUGCUUAUCAUAGCAGUCAUCAGAAUGCCCUUUUUGGAGUCUGUUGUUGACAACAUCCAGUGCUGGAAGACUCGACUCUUUACAAUUGGCUCAUCCUAUUUGGCAGAUACUGUGGAUAUAGCAGACCAUGCAGUCUUUUACUGGGAACAAAUGACAGAUGGAGCUUCACUCCUAAGAGAAAAGUGUAAAAGUUAUACACUAGUAGUGCUGGAUAAUGUUGCACAAUUUGUGUGCAAAUAUAAACUAUUAUAAAGUCCACUGCCAAAGUCCAACAUUCACAUUCCUAAGAAGUAACAACUCUGGUGCAAAAAAAUUAAUUGUGUAUAAUUACAUUUUUUUAAAGCCCUAACUGCUGAUGGAAACAUUUGAGAUUUUGAAAUAUGUGUCUGAAGAGACUAAUACUGUUCCUGUGGUUUGAGCACAGAUAGGCUGGAAAGGGAACCUGAACUUUGAGAAAAAACACUGGUUCUGAGCACUUAUUUCAAAGACGCUUUUAGAAAUAACACACUUCAACACUAAUUAAUGUACUGUCUUUCUCCUACCAAAACUAGGACCAAAUUAACAGUGUAUAUUGUCUAAUCUGCUAAUAGUUCUGUAGAAUACAAAUUCAUAUGGCUUGUGGUAAAAGUUACUCCUCUCUAAAAUGAAUUUUUGGGUGAGGGAAAAUUCUUUGAAACUAGGAAGGAUGCCUCUGAUUUGAAAGAGUAGCAGUCUGUAAGUUUUGUGCAAGACUGACUACUUAUUGCAAAACACUGAGUUCAUUAAUGAACACUUGGGACAUCUUCAGUUAGAAGAGGUUAAAUGUUGCUGAAGCAUAGACUGACUGCUUAGGCAGUCACUGAAAUUAUCCUGUGUUCUCAAAAUAUAAAGAGUAAUCAAAGUAUUGGAAAUUGCUCAUAGCUUUUAUGUAGAAAAUGUUUUCAGAUCAGGAAUCUUGAACAAAUAGCAGUAACAAAAAGAACUUAAUGGAGAUGCGUGGAGGAAAAUGAGCUGUGAGCUGGUAAUCUCUGCUCUGCAGUGAAACUUACUUUUUCAGUUGCAUGGUCCUGUCUAGAUACUUGACUUCUCUGACAGGCAUAAAGCUGCAUUAUUUUCUCUUUGUUAGAGCUCUGUUUUAAAAUCUUCAAAUAGCCCUAAUGGAAUGCCGUCAUGGGUGUGAUGCCUGCUUGCUAAAUACAGUCUAGUGUCACCUCCCUUUCAAUUAUCUUCGCUACCACAGAGAGGAGGAAAGGACAGCUGGAGCUUGCGUUAAAGAUUGGAGCUUCCAUUCUGAUCUCAACCAUCAGAAAGUGAGUCUCUCUGAAACACAAUCUUCCCAGCAGUGCUAGGGUUAUGGACAGGGGAGCUACUCUUCCCUGUCUCCCCACAUUUGCUUUUCAUAACUCCAUGAGCUGGAGAGCGGGGAGGUUCCUUGGAACUUAUAUGAUGACAUGGACAAUGUUGGUCUUGGUGCUCAGAAACUUCUUACUUUCAGAGUAGACCAUACUCCCCCUUAUCACUUCAUUAGCUUCCAUGUAGCUUAUAUCAGGGAUGAAUGGAGUCCAGUGAGUUUUCAUGCCUUAACUCCUAAGAUAACUCUAUAUGUAAUUAAAUGGUACAUUUUGCAUACAGAGAUACAGUAUAUUCCA
Messenger RNA from Gavialis gangeticus (Gharial), 3180 nucleotides. RefSeq names its product tripartite motif containing 13 (gene TRIM13). Gene Ontology annotation, molecular function: zinc ion binding. NCBI's taxonomy places the organism in Eukaryota, Metazoa, Chordata, Crocodylia, Gavialidae. The coding region runs from base 428 to 1804 and encodes 458 amino acids. Gene Ontology annotation, biological process: innate immune response; positive regulation of canonical NF-kappaB signal transduction; positive regulation of macroautophagy. The transcript is spliced from 3 exons. The record is from RefSeq and is a predicted model, not a curated record.